CGCGCCCCGCGCACGGCUGCCGCUCGGGCGGGACCCAGGCUGGACCGCGGGCCCCGGCCUGGGGGCACAGCUGCUACCGCCGCCGCCACCUCCUCUCCUCCCGGUCACCGCCCCGCCCCGCGUCUCCUCGCCUCCAUCGGGUCCGCGCCGGGGUCCCUCCCCGCCGCCCCAACCCUUCGCGGAUGCCGAAGGUAAAGGCGCUGCAGUGCGCCCUGGCGCUGGAGAUCCGCUCUGUAACUUGCCCAGGAGUGGUGCUGAAAGACAAGGAGGACAUCUAUCUUAGCAUCUGUGUGUUUGGCCAAUACAAAAAGACACAAUGUGUCCCAGCCAAUUUUCCACUGGUCUUCAAUGCCAGAAUGGUGUUUGAAACGAUAAUUACUGAGUACCUGCUCUGUUCCAUGCUCUGUUCCAUGCACUGGGUGUUCCCUGAAGCAGUAGACCCUGGAGAUGUGGUUGCACAGCUUGAAUAUGAUACAGCAUUGUUUGAGUUGAUUCAGCUAGUUCCGCCAGUGGGUGAAACACUGUCUACAUAUGAUGAGAAUACACGAGAUUUCAUGUUCCCGGGUCCAAAUCAAACUUCUGGACACCAUGACUCAAACCGCCAGGUUACCAUGAGGAGGAUUUCUGGCCUUCGUGGAAUUGCUCCAAAGCUGGAAUUUUCUACAACCUCAGUGAUUACCGAAUGUCUGAUAAGUUCAAGGAAGUGCCGCACUCAGGAUAAAUUUAUUCACCAUACGGCUCCAGUUGAAAAAUCACACGGCAGCCUGCAAACCAGAGCAUCAAGGUCACAAAAGAAAAAAUCCAAGUCACCUGAGAGAAAUAAAUAUUGCACAAAUGCAAAAAACUACGAACAGCCUACAAUUUCUUCAAAAUCACACUCUCCAUCUCCUUACACAAAAAGACGCAUGUGUGAGCUAUCUGAAGACACUAGGCAGCGGCUGGCCCAUUUAAAUCUGGGCCCCUAUGAAUUCAAAAAAGAAACAGAUAAACCACCAUUUGUGAUUAGACAUGUUGAUCCCCCAAGUCCCAAGGCUGAUGCUUUAUUUGGAUCUUCUGGCAGAGACUGUGAAAGAGAUGGAUGGUCCAGGCUGCACAAUGAUCAUUCUCAUCUUGGCUGCUACCGACCCAAGGAUUAUAAGGUCAUCAGAACACCUCAUGAGAGAGACUUCAAUGACUCUUUGGAAAGAUGUGAUGACUAUUUGAGUUCAAGGUCAUGUAACAAGCCCCAGCAUUCAUCCAGGACCUUACUCGUUCAUUCGGCACCCUCUACAAUGCCGAAGCAUUUUCCAAGCCCUGUGUUAAAUCGUGCUUCUCUCAGGGAAAGAUACCAUUCUGAUUGGUGUUCACCUUCAAACUGUGAUGAGAUCCAUGAUCGGGUAAAGAAUGUCUUGAAAUCACAUCAGGCUCAUCAGAGACAUUUAUAUGAUGAGAGAGACCCAGAGAAAGAAGAUGAACUGGAACUGAAAAGAGGUCUCUUAUAUAGAGACUCUGCCUAUGACAGUGACCCAGAGUAUAGCUCAUUUCAGCAGCCACCUGGCACUCUCCAUUUGGAUGAUGGCGAAUACUGGUCCAACAGGGCAGCCUCUUACAAAGGAAAAUCCCACCGACCCAUCUUUGAGAACAGCAUGGACAAGAUGUACAGGAACUUAUACAAAAAGGCCUGUAGUUCUGUUUCUCAUACACAGGAAAGCUGUUGAGACCAGUGGUGAUAAACUGUAUGAGUGUCCUUGUCAACUUCUCAAUGAAAACGUUUGAUCUGAUCAGUUUCUGUAUUCCUUUUCUUUUAAGCAGGUAGUUCUAAUUGAGUACAGUAGUUAGACUUGAGUAAGUUUAUUACUUCAAAUGAUAAAUUAUCAUGGGCAAGCCUUCUUUUUCCAAUCACACUAAAGAAUGCUGUAUUCUAAAAGUCAAAGCUCUGCAACACAAUCACAACCUCCAUUCUGAUUCUGAGAAGGCUGUUCUGUCACAGCUCUCUCAUAUCACCAGCUACAAAUCCAAAACCAGAUUCUCUCUAGAAAUGUUCUUCUGCCUUAAUCACCUUGUAAUUUUGUUUUCACCUACUUGACUGGUUAUCUUGUCUAAGAUUUAAUUAUUAUUAUUAACUCCCUUUUCUUGGUCAUGAGCAAAAAGAUAUACUGUACGAAGAUGAAUUUCCCAGGAGUUUAAACCCUGUUUUAACUAGUAUUUUCUACCAUUUGCUCCCUCAGAAAAGGCUAUUGAUAUGUCUUAGCUCCUAAGAUACAGCUUUCUAAAGUUUCUAUAAUCAUUCACUUCCUCUUCUCUAAAAGAACUACCUAAGUUACUUAAAAUGCUUAACAGUUAGCUAGAAAUAGGAAUGGCCUUGGGUAAUCCACAAUGUGAAUAACAGAUUUUUAAAGACAGAAUUUUUUGCAUGAUUUUCUUCUAGAGCCAUAUCUUUGAUGCAUCCAGAAUCAGAAAAUAGCCUUUUGUUAAUAAGCCUGUAGAGACUCAAAGAAUAAGGGACUUAUAUUGUAAUUUCAUCUCUUUAGAGUUUUCAUAGGUAUCAAAUAGCCCAAGAAAGUAGCAUCUUUUCUUUAAAGGACACUUGGAACCGUAAAGGGGAGGAAAAUAUUAGAGCGUAACUCUUUGUGCUAGAAAGUUGUUAGUUGAUAAAAUUAGCUUCUCCUCCAUGCCCCAAACACACCUGUGAGGCCAGUGAGGCUUUGAAGAUAUGAAGAAAUCAGUUACUUUGUAUUCACCAGAGUGAGUGGAAGAAAAGCAGAGAAUAGGAAAUGGUAAACUUGGCUUAUAAACUUAAAGAGUUGACUACAAGGUAAUGUUUUCUCAUUGACUCCAUCUUUGGUUAAUUUUAUAGUUAUGACCUUAAAAGAAAAAACUUGAGUUAAACUCUAUUUAAAUUGGAAUCAGCAUGUAAAAUUGGGUGAUUUAUUUUUGUAAUAGGAGAAAAUACAUAAUACUUGUUAUCCAAUAAUAAGACUUUUUUACUUUGUGUUUGAGUGUUUUAUCUGCAGCAAUCUGCAAGGUAUUGGAAAGCACAUCAGAGAUAGGAGCCAGGUGUCCUAGGCUUUAGAUCUCUGGUCCUUAGUUUCCUCAGUUAUCAAAUGGAGAGAAUGGAGUAGGUCAGCAUUUCCUGAACCAUGUUCUAUAGACCACUGUUCUGGGAGAUGGCUAUAGGAAACAUAAGUAUUUCAUUGGUCAUGUAAGUUUAGGAAAAAUCUAUGCACUAUAUUCACACCCCUCAAACUUAGAGAGUCAUAUGUAUGAUAACAGGAGUGAAAGGGGGUGCUACUGAUGCUGAAAAAACAGUGGUAAACUGGAGCUGCCCAGGCAAACUACGUGUGGUCAUCUUAGUCAUAGUAAACAGUAGCAUGUUAGAGGCUCUAAGAAAUCCUGGCAUAAAUAUGUUUUGCUCUAGCAUCUAGAAAAAAGUCUGACACAUAGUAGGUGCUCAUUAAAUACUUAUUGAAUUAACCCAGAAUUUCCUAAACUAAAUUGAGUGUGUAACAAUAUUUGUUGUUAUGGUUAUCUUUCCCCUUCCAUUCUGCUCCCCCAACUCCCCAUACUUCCUCUGAAAUGCCAUCUGCAGGUACAUGUGGACACAGUCAGGGAAAUAUUGGACUCCACAAUCACUGAGCUACCCUCUGGCUAUAAGUUAUAUGUUGAUGUUUUGUAUAAGCUUUUGAAGGUCAACACUGAAUGAUGUUUUUUUUU
This is a messenger RNA of Kogia breviceps (pygmy sperm whale), 3693 nucleotides long. Lineage: Eukaryota; Metazoa; Chordata; Mammalia; Artiodactyla; Physeteridae. The record is from RefSeq and is a predicted model, not a curated record.